Pygoscelis adeliae (Adelie penguin) is the source of this 1556-nucleotide messenger RNA. RefSeq names its product kelch repeat and BTB (POZ) domain containing 13 (gene KBTBD13). The record is from RefSeq and is a predicted model, not a curated record. Bases 12 to 1394 code for a protein of 460 amino acids. The transcript has a single exon. Gene Ontology annotation, molecular function: protein binding. NCBI's taxonomy places the organism in Eukaryota, Metazoa, Chordata, Aves, Sphenisciformes, Spheniscidae.
CCUGGGUGAGGAUGACACCGGAGGAGGAAGGCUCCUGGGCAGGGCCUCCAGAGAGGGUGUGUAUCCGGGUGGAGGAGCAGUCAUUCUGGGUGGAGAAGACCUUGCUGGUGGAGAGCAGCGAGUACUUCCGUGCCCUCUUCCGCUCGGGCAUGAAGGAGAGCACGCAGGAGGAGAUUGGGCUGGGGGAGCUGAGCGCGGCCGGGUUCCUCGCCAUGCUGCGAGUGCUGGCGGGUGAGAGGCCCAUCCUCGGCAGCGAGGAGACCUUCCAGGCAGUUGAGUGUGCCGCCUUCCUGCAGGUGAAGCCCUUGGCCAAGUACCUGAUCCACUCCAUCAACUCUGACAACUGCAUCCUGCUGUACCAAGCUGCCGCCAUAUUCGGUCUCCUGGACCUUUUCCACUGCGCCGCGCUCUACAUCAGGGACAGCUACGCCGAGCUGGUGGAGUACUUGGACUGCCUCUCUGACGACCUGCUGGCCUACGUGGAGACCCUCCUGCCCAGCACCUUUGUGGCAGUAGGAGCCCACACGCCCACCUUUGAGUUCCUGGAGGACCUCUCCAGGACCAUCUGCUACCUGGACGAGGAGACCAACACGUGGAGGACCCUCUCCUGCCUGCCACUGAGCGCCAGCACGUUCCUAGCUGGCAUGGCAACCAUGGAUAAUAAGAUCUACAUCGUGGGCGGCGUCUACGGGGCCAGCAAGCAGGUGGUGGAGAGCAGCUUCUGCUAUGAUGCCGAUGCCAACGCCUGGAGCGAGUUCCCCAGCCCUCAUCAGCUGCGCUAUGACGUCAGGCUGGUGGGCCACGAGGGCUACCUCUAUGCCAUCGGUGGGGAGUAUGAGAAGAUCUCCCUGAAGUCCGUGGAAAGGUACGACGUGGCCUCCAGCACCUGGACAUUUGUCUCCGACCUGCCACAGCCGAGCGCGGCAGCACCCUGUGCCCAAGCCAUGGGGCAGAUCUUCGUUUGCUUGUGGAAGCCACUGGACACUACCGUCAUCUAUGAGUAUGAGACCCAGCAAGAUGCAUGGCUUCCUGUCACCGAGCUCAAGCGGCACCAGAGCUACGGGCACUGCAUGGUGGCCCACCGCGACAACCUCUACGUCAUGCGCAACGGCCCCUCAGAUGACUUCUUGCGUUGCGUCAUUGACUGCUUCAACCUGACGUCGCGGCAGUGGACCGCCCUGCCCGGGCAGUUCCUGAAUAGCAAAGGAGCUCUCUUCACUGCCGUCAUCAGGGGUGACACCAUCUACACCGUCAACAAGAUGCUGACGCUCCUCUACUCCGUGGAAGAGGAGACCUGGAAGUUCAAGAAGGAGCGGGCAGGCUUCCCACGCAGUGGCUCCCUGCAGACCUUCCUCCUGCGGCUGCCGAGGCGCGACCACAAUGUUGCGACAUAGGUGGCCCCCUGUCCCACGUUGGGAUGCUCUCCUUGCACGUGGCCUUGGCUCUGCACCCGCCACCGCCCCGGGCUCCUCUCCUCCUCCGCGGAGUCGUGCUCAGGUCCAGGGACGCAUCACGUUGGACCUUGGAGGUGACACUAGACCCUGCCGGAGGGAAAG